AUGCCCGGAGGUGUCGGUGUUCGUGAUGUCGAUGCUCACAAGUUCGUCAAUGCCUACGCGGCUUUCCUGAAGCGCCAGGGCAAGCUCCCUGUACCCGGUUGGGUCGACACCGUCAAGACCGGCCCUGCCAAGGAGAUGCCUCCCCAGGACAUUGACUGGUUCUACGUCCGUGCCGCUUCGGUUGCCCGCCACGUCUAUCUCAGAAAGACCGUCGGUGUCGGCCGUCUCCGCAAGGUCCACGGCAGCGCCAAGAACCGCGGCACCCGCCCCUCCAAGCACGUCGAUGCCAGCGGCAGCGUAGACCGCAAGAUUAUGCAGGCUCUCGAGAAGAUCCAGGUUCUCGAGCAGGACGAGGAGAAGGGUGGCCGCCGUAUUACCCAGCAGGGCCAGCGUGAUCUUGACCGGAUUGCACAGACCGUUGCUGAGGCUGAGGAUGAGGAGGAGGAGGAGGAGGAGUAAAUUCGUCCUCAUAUGAGUUCGUCCUUCAAAGUUACUUUACACCCCGUCAUUCUCUGCUUGACGAGAGAAGAUGCCUGGGUGGAAUGGGAGCCGAAAGGCACUGCGCGGCAUGGGUCAGGUCUAGAUUCCCGGUAGCAUAUGGUUUAGGCGUCAUAAAAG
Molecule: messenger RNA, 618 nt
Organism: Canariomyces notabilis
Lineage: Eukaryota; Fungi; Ascomycota; Sordariomycetes; Sordariales; Chaetomiaceae
Product: ribosomal protein S19e
Exons: 5
Coding region: 1-459 (152 amino acids)
Biological process (GO): ribosomal small subunit assembly; translation
Cellular component (GO): ribosome; cytosolic small ribosomal subunit
Molecular function (GO): RNA binding; structural constituent of ribosome
Source: RefSeq, a predicted model, not a curated record